CCCUGUCCACCCUGUCCUGCUGCCAGCAGCACUCGGAGGAGGUGUGUGAGAGCUGCGUGGUGAAAACCACCCUGACGGCCGAGAACCUCGUGGAGGCCACCAAGCUCUCCAACAACUACAAGUUUGGCUUCAAGAAGUGGAAGAGUCAUGUAACAGAGAGGCCUUGGGAGGACAGGUCAGAGAUCGUCAAGGAGCUCUAUUCUGACCUCAAUGUUGUCCGGGGCUCUGCAGGGUCCACAGUGACGUGUGGGAACAUCCUCUACCUGCUGCUCUUUGGCUGGUGGCUCUCCCUCCUCUAUGUCCUCGUGGCUGCUGUGAUGUUCCUCACCGUCUUGGGAGCUCCUUAUGGGCGACUCUGCUGGGACCUCGCUGGGUAUUUCCUCUGGCCCUUUGGCAAAGUGAUCCAGAAAGUGGAGCACUGUGCCAGCACUGUGCUGUGGCUGUCCCUGGGCUACCCUGUGCUGCUGGUGGCCCAUGGGCUGGUGUGUGUCACCUCGUGGCUCCUCAUCGUCCUCAUCCCCGUGGCCAAGCUGAGUGCCCGUGCCACCCACCGUGUCCUGCUGCUGCCCCCGCGGCAGCUCCUCGUCCGGCGCCUCAGGAUGACGGAGGUGCCACUGGAGGGGGAGGUGAUCCUCUGCUGCUACCGUGCUGCCAACCCCUACUACUACAAGUACGCCGUGGAUGGGAUCAACGUCUUCGCUGUCAACCUGCUGCCACUGGUGCUGGUGACUCUGGUGCUGGGGUAUGUGGACAGCCACAACCACCUGACUGGCUCUGCUGUCAAGUUCACCUUGGCCUUGCUCUCCAUCAUGCCUCUCUCCUACUACAUUGGGAUGGCCAUCGCCAGCAUUUCAGCCCAGAGCACCUUUGCAGUGGGAGCAGUGGUGAAUGCCACAUUUGGCUCCAUCACAGAACUCACCUUCUACAUCACUGCCCUCAUCAAGGGCUCACGGGAGGGCAACAAGUGCUACGCUGAGAUCGUCAAGUCAGCGCUGACAGGGACACUGGUGGGAUGUGUCCUCUUCGUCCCGGGGCUGUGCAUGGUCAUUGGAGGCAUCAGGCACCAGGAGCAGAGGUUCAACAGCCGCUCAGCAGGUGUCAGCUCAGCCCUGCUCUUCCUCUCCGUGGGAGGUGUCUUUGCCCCAACACUCUUCUCCAAGGUGUAUGGGAAGUUGGUCUGUGGUGAGUGCCAAAAUGUCACCCAGAACCCUCUGGGCCACUACCUCUGCCACAACUGUCACUUUGACCUGAUGGACAACAAUGGCACCCUCUACUACAGCCACGUCCAGCCCCUAGUGUACACAGUGUCACUCCUGCUCCCUGCUGCCUACCUCAUUGGCCUCUUCUUCACCCUGAAGACUCACUCGCACAUCUAUGACAUCCAUAUCAGCGACUGUCACAUGCCAGGCCACCACCACAGUGCUGUGGUGCACUGGUCUCGCUGGAGGGCCCUGGUCAUCCUCCUGCUCUCCACCCUCUGCAUGUCAGCCUGUGCUGACCUGGCCACAGAGCACAUCAGCCCCAUCCUCACCAACUCCACCAUCUCACAGUACUUCAUUGGUGUCACUGUCCUGGCCAUGGUCCCUGAGCUGCCAGAGAUUGUCAAUGGUAUCCAGUUUGCUCUGCAGAACAACUUGAGCUUGAGCAUCGAGAUUGGGAACUGCAUUGCUGUGCAGGUCUGCAUGCUCCAGAUCCCCAUCCUGGUGCUCUUCACCAUCUUCUACCCAACCAACUUCACCCUUGUCUUCAGCGACCUCCAUGUCUACGCCAGCAUGUUCAGUGUGGUGCUCAUGAACUACAUCUUCAUGGAUGGCAAAUGUGACUACUUCCAAGGCACAGUGUUGGUGAUGGUCUACUUCAUCCUCCUGGCUGUGUACUUCUUUGCCCCUUCGCCCAGUGGCUGCUGA
Molecule: messenger RNA, 1907 nt
Organism: Acanthisitta chloris (rifleman)
Lineage: Eukaryota; Metazoa; Chordata; Aves; Passeriformes; Acanthisittidae
Product: low affinity vacuolar monovalent cation/H(+) antiporter-like
Exons: 17
Biological process (GO): intracellular calcium ion homeostasis; calcium ion transmembrane transport
Cellular component (GO): endomembrane system; membrane
Molecular function (GO): calcium:proton antiporter activity
Source: RefSeq, a predicted model, not a curated record